CUAUCAAAUUUAAGCCAUUCCCACGGUGCUCCGUUCCAUCAUUGUAAACCCUCACAGAUAUCGAGGUAGCUUCAAAAGACUACUUCAAAACCCUACAUACCUAACAAUGACAUCGAAAACAUGAAAUUUUUCUUUUCUCUGACACCUGGAAAUUCUUGUGCAAAAGAAUGGCGACGGUUUUUUGUACAUUCUCUAAAGCAAUUUCCUCUGUUCCUGCUGUAAGGUCGUGGGCUUCACUUGAUCAACAAUGGAUACACCCUGAACCCAUAGCGCGUAGAUAUGGUAAGUCUGUGUGCACAAAUGCUUACAAAUGUAGUAAAAUCAAAACAAAUGCAUCAACCAAAAUUCGAAGCUCGCCGUCUUCGAAUAACUUUAACCGUCCUGUUGCAGCAGCUAACCCUACGAUUCCUGUAAGCAAAUCCUUCUACAAUAGUCUUGACUACUUUAUCCCUCAAUUUGUGAGCUUCAUUCAGGCAAAAAGGGAAUUAAUUGAAACAGCCAAGAAGAACAAACGUUACAGGCCAUUUUCUGAGGAAUGGACUGAAAGCUUCUAUCACAUGAAGGGACAGCAUACUAGGGCAACAUGCUUUUCGCAGGACCAAAUUCCCACCCUUUUAAAAAAUAUAGUUAACUCAGAUUGCAGAAGGGAUUUUGUGCUUUAUAAGGAUAUACCCACCGUGGUUUUAAUUUCGGAUUUUGAGCAGAACUUUGGUAUCAAAGAAAGCCUGGAAGCUGAGCAUUUAGAAUAUGAACCUAUUCCUUUAAGUCAUGAUGCUUCUCUUCCAAAAGGGUAUCAGUCUGUUCUUCUUGAAGAGGAUGAGAGUUUACCCCGUGGUUAUCAUAUAAUUUUGGAUAGCCCUUUUCUUCGAAUUUUUAGCCAUGUGACUGUAAGAGAGCUUUUUCAGUCUUGGAGGCUUGAUCCCCAAGAGCAAGAGAAGCAGGUGAAGGCUAUGUAUCGAAGAAACAAAUGGCCUUUUACUGAGAAGGUCGAAUAAGAGAAAGAAAGGCUUAAGCAAUUCCAGAUGAAUGGAGGUUUUAUUUGGUAAGGCAAAUUAGUUUUCUAUCAUGUAUUUAUGGAUGAGUUUUCUGAUGAUUCUGAAUGUCGAGGCGUAUUAGUUUUUUAUUGCCAAGAGAUUAAUAAGGUUUGGUAUAUAACUAAGAUGCCUUAGCUCAGUUUGAGGUAUUAUGUUGGCAUGUUCUGUAGAAGCUGUACCAGAGCCUUUUUAUUGUCUUGGCUAUGAGGACGAUGUUUAAUCUACCGUGACUGACAGAAAUGCCCUGAUUUUGGUUGUAAUGAUGGAUAUACAUGUGCUGCAUCAUGUGGCUUGCGGAGAACUUGUGUUCUUUUAAUUUUUUGUUGCAAUCCAACACCAAACAACUUUUGUUUUGUAGUCAGUAUAGCUUUAGUUUUCUCUCAAAUUCUUAGUGUCGCAAAACUUUACUUAUUAUGCUUCAGCUGAGUGAAGAUUGCUCUUAGAAGACUUUGUCCCUCUAAAAUUUUACUCAUCCAUUUCAGGGGAGUGUUAAAAGGGAUUGUGCUUGAUGAAAGGAUAUUUUUAUCAACAUUUUGGUGAAACUCUCUUUCAAAGUUUUUUAAACGUUUAUUUUGGACCACAUAAUGCUUUAUGUAUACUUGGAAUGAUAUUGGA
Cryptomeria japonica (Japanese cedar) is the source of this 1649-nucleotide messenger RNA. RefSeq lists its product as uncharacterized. Bases 168 to 995 code for a protein of 275 amino acids. The record is from RefSeq and is a predicted model, not a curated record. NCBI's taxonomy places the organism in Eukaryota, Viridiplantae, Streptophyta, Pinopsida, Cupressales, Cupressaceae. The transcript has a single exon.